Messenger RNA from Ornithodoros turicata, 17265 nucleotides. RefSeq names its product fat-like cadherin-related tumor suppressor homolog (gene kug). Bases 440 to 14419 code for a protein of 4659 amino acids. NCBI's taxonomy places the organism in Eukaryota, Metazoa, Arthropoda, Arachnida, Ixodida, Argasidae. Gene Ontology annotation, biological process: cell-cell adhesion mediated by cadherin; calcium-dependent cell-cell adhesion; multicellular organism development. The transcript is spliced from 40 exons. Gene Ontology annotation, molecular function: cadherin binding; calcium ion binding. The record is from RefSeq and is a predicted model, not a curated record. Gene Ontology annotation, cellular component: plasma membrane; adherens junction; catenin complex.
UCCGCCUGCCGGCAUCAGCAUUCACGGGCCGUCUUUCAAACGGUUGGGAUCGUUUACGGAACUUGGGAUUACAAACCCGUCUCCUGUGCUGUCGUCGAGUCUUAAUUCCUAGUUGUGCUUCGUCGUCUCUGUGUUAGUACAAUGUAGUGAUUCUCUUGUGCAGGCAAGGAAGUACUGUUCGCAUUUAAGUUGUGGUGUUCGUUAGCCGUUGUGCGGCAAACCGGUUGCUCCUGCUGUGCCUGUGUCAGUGGCCCGUACAUGUAACAUAGUCUGGUGCUCUCGGCAGACUGUGUACGACAACUACUGAGGGAUUUGUCAUCCAGUGGACAUCUUUGGAUAACAGAUAUCAGAUGCCCAAGACAACCGCGGAGAAAACCCGCUUCUGAGGAAGGUACAUCAGAGACACCGAUGAAGUGGGGCAGAUGAUCAGAGCAUCGUCAUGUUGGCGCCAUGGCUGCCAGCCCUCUGGCUCCUCCUCUUACUCUCCAUCGCAGCGGGCGAUACCUCCAACACAGACAGGGUCGCCUUCACCAGGGCAACGUACAACGCCUCCAUCCCGGAGAACUCCGUCCGCAAGCGCUAUGUCCAACCUACGGAGAAAAUGGGUAUUUUUAUCUCCGACCCCACACUCCAUGUGCGCUACAAGAUUGCUGGAGGUGACAAAGACCGGCAAUUCAAAGCCGAGGCACGUCACGUUGGCGACUUCUGGUUUCUGUUCAUACGAACACGAACAGAAAACGCGGGGUCGCUAAACCGCGAGUACGAGGACCACUACAGGCUGAAGGUGAAAGGGUCCAUCUUCUAUGCUCAACAACACAAGCGCCUCUAUGAUGUUCACUGCGAAGUUGUGGUUGAGGUUACUGACACAAACGACCUCAAUCCGCUUUUCUAUCCAAAGUCGUACAACGUAACUGUUCCAGAAGAUACCCCCCUUCAUCAGAGUGUGUUGAAACUAAGCGCUUAUGAUCCGGACUUGGGCGUGAAUGGCGAGAUAUACUACAGGGUUCUGGAAAGGACCAGGCAAUUUGCGAUCCAUCCAACUAUGGGCACGAUCACGCUCACCAGGCCGCUUGACUACCAGCGGAAUGAGACACACGAAUUCACAGUUGUUGCUGAAGACAGAGGUCCCAAGUUGAGGACGGGAAGCAUCAUAAAGUCCAGUACAGCAACAGUAACGGUCCGAGUGUUGCCCGUUAACAAACACAAGCCCGUUAUUUUCGUUCGAAACAAGCAAACCUGGCUUGAACCUGGACUUCCCGACGUCUGGGCUGUGGUUAAGGUGACCGACAAAGACCCUGGCAUCCAUGGGCAGAUUGCUGGCCUUGCUGUCGUUGACGGCGACAUCGACGACCAUUUCAAAAUUGUACCGCUGUCACAGCCUGGAGAGUUCAACAUUGAAGUAGACCCAAGACCCGGACGACCCCUCAACCCGAAAGGGUACACCCUCACCCUUCGUGCUUGGGACCAAGGAACGCCCUCACAAUAUACGGAUGAAGUCGUGCGUGCAAGACUAUCAGAUGUUGACAACUUGUUGCCGACUUUCAGUCAGCCAGAAUACGAUGUUGACAUAGAAGAAGUUGCACCUCCUAACACUCCAGUAGCAAAAGUAGAAGCACACGUUUUCGGACAAGAGAAGGCAAAAAUCACCUACCACAUCGAGACCGGCGACGAUGAUGCGGCAUUCAACAUCAACACACGGACAGGUCUAAUCACAUUAAGGCGUGUACUGGAUAGGGAGGUUAAAAUGUACUAUUCACUGACUGUUAGUGCUUCGAACGCUGCUGCAAGAGGAGGUGGGCAACGCAAAAGGACGACAACUAUUGUGAACAUCAAAGUACUCGAUUGUAACGAUAACCCGCCUGUGUUCAAUGAGUCGUCGGCUGAAGUUAUCUACGAUGAGAAUAAACCCGUAGGCAGCAAAGUUUACACUGCCCACGCUGUUGAUGCUGACGAGGCUGAGAAUGGUUACGUUAGCUACAGCCUAGUAAACCUAAACCACGUACCCUUCUCGGUCGACCCGUUCAGUGGAGAGGUCCGCACAACAGAAGUUCUCGACUUUGAAACAAUGAGGCGCAACUAUGUGCUGAGGAUUAGAGCAACCGACUGGGGUAUACCUUACCAGAGGCAAACAGAGAUGACACUGAGAGUUCGAGUAAAAGACGUCAAUGAUCACAGACCUCAGUUCGAGAAAGUGGACUGCGUCGCGACAGUUUCAAAGAAGGCCGAAAUAGGAACAGAAAUUCUUACGCUCUCAGCGAUUGAUUUCGACGAAGGCGGGACAGGAACGGUAUCGUACAAGAUGGAGCCUAGUGGAGAAGAUUCAUGCUUUCGGCUAGACCCCAGCACAGGUGUGUUAACUCUGGCUUGCGACUUAUCGCAGCAGCAGGGCAAAGAGCGUUCGUUGAACGUCACUGCAACAGACGGCCGACAUUUUGCUGACGUCAUGAAGGUGCUGGUACGUAUAGUUGGAGCUCGGCGUCCAUCCCUGGCCGAGUGCAAAGACAUGGGGGUUGCUCAAAGGCUACGGGAACAGCUGCGUGCUGCCGAAAGGUCCAACCCGCGCGGCGCACAGGAAGACAGGGUUGAGCCAACAGCGCCUAGCUUCCUCGAGAACCGGCACGGGCCGGAGUUUUCGGAGGGAGCCCCGAGCGAAAUUUCUGUGGAUGAAGAUCUUAGCGUGAACUCUGUCUUAGUUCGCCUUGAAGCCAAGGACUUGGACCAUGGCUACAACGGGAAGGUGCUCUACGUUAUCUCUGAUGGAGACGAAGAUUCUUGUCUGCGCAUGGAUAUGCACACGGGUGAUCUGGUGCUUACUGCUCCGCUCGACCGUGAGGUUACGCCUAUGUACAUCCUUAACAUCACAGCCUACGACCAAGGUCACCCUCCAAAGGCAGAAUCUAGAACCCUCGUGGUAAAAGUUCGUGAUGUCAACGAUAACGCCCCUGUGUUUGAAAAAUCUUCGUAUAGUUUCAUACUGAAUGAAAACGUAGCUAACGGAACGUCUCUAUCUCGGCUUCGCGCGACUGAUAAAGACGAAGGAUUAAACGCGGAAUUCCGCUUUGUUUUGUAUACUGACACGUCAGACUUUGCCUUGAACCCCACAUCUGGUCUUCUCACGGUGGCUGGACCAUUAGAUAGAGAACGUCAGGAGAAAUACAGCCUUGUAGUGAAGUUGAUUGAUGGGGAUCCGGUCACACCUUUAACAUCUACGGCCACUGUCUCUGUCCGGCUGCAGGACGUCAACGAUAAUGCUCCUUCAUUCACUUUAAGGCAGUACAUGGCAAGGGUUCGAGAAGAUUUACCUCUGGGUUCCAUCGUGACUUCUAUGUCUGCAAAAGACCCGGACUGGGGCAAUGGUGGAAAGGUCCACUACGAAAUCAUUGGGAAAUACGGAGACAUAUUUGACGUCGAUCCGGACAUGGGAAUCGUCCGCUUGAUCUCUGCGCUAGAUUUUGAGACGUGCCGUAUCUACAACGUCACCGUUGCCGCCACAGAUAGCGGUGACCCUGAGCUUUCUUCAGCCGCAUCGUUGCUGGUGGAAGUAGAGGAUGUCAACGAAAACCUGCAUACACCGGUGUUCCCAGACAUGGUAGCUAAUGCGAGUGUGGAUGAAAACCAGCCGAAAGGAACACUAGUUACCAGUAUCUCAGCUGUUGACGAGGAUACAUCGGGUAAUGACGGCAAAGUGACGUACGCUAUUGUGGAUGGAGAUGGCAUGGGAGUUUUCACAAUUGACGACAAAGGGGACCUCCGCACAUCUGCAGUCCUGGAUUGCGAAGCCAAAUCGCACUACUGGAUUACUGUCGUCGCGCAGGACCGGGCUGCAGUUCCUCUCAUGUCCCGACUGGAGAUGUACAUCGAAGUGAACGACGUCAACGACAACGUUCCCCUGACAAGAGAGUCGGCUUACAAUCCAUCGGUAGCGGAGAACAGCUUAGAGGGAACUGUGGUCGUGCAGCUGGACGCCUUCGACCUCGACAACAGUCCUGGACAGAAACUUAGCUUCGCCAUCUCGGCCGGUGAUCCGCAUAGGCACUUCCAGAUCGACCCGGAAAGUGGUCUGAUAACAACGACCUCCAUCCCACUUGAUCGUGAGAUGCAAAACAGGCACGUUCUCGAGGUGACGGUGUCAGAUGCUGGUGAUCCCCCGCUGUCCUCAACCACUCAGGUCAUCGUUACCGUUACUGACGUCAACGAUCACCAGCCGAGGUUCCUGCAGACAUCCAAUAGGUUUCGUGUACUUGAACAAGACGACCAAGAGGAACCUGUGGAACUGUGCCAGGUGUUGGCUUCCGACAGAGAUCAUGGUGCAUAUGGAGAAAUCGAGUACAGCAUCAUGCAGGGAGCUGGCCAAAAGUUCCGCAUCAAUCCAGCGACUGGUGCCAUAUAUAGCCGUUUUGCUCUGGUCAAUGGAGAUAGUCAUGAACUUUUGGUGAAAGCUUUCGACCAGGGAGAUCCUUCCUUGUACAGUACCACUAAGGUGCAGCUUCACGUGGUGGCCCGCCCUGUUAGCUCAGCUCAUUCUCCUAAAAUCAAGGAGGUCGAGGUGUCACCCACUAUCGAGGAUGACAAAGUGGGCCACAUGGUGGCCGUUGUCAGAGCUGUUGACCUUGAUGGGGACUCCCUCUGGUACACUAUCACAGGAGGUAAUCAAGAAAACAAAUUUAUGAUACGGAAAGAAGAAGGCCUUAUCCAACUAGCAAGGCCUCUAGAUUGGGAAACUACACCUGUGUACAACUUGACUGUUGAAGCCACCGAUGGCAUUGGCAAAGCAAGCACUAUGGUAACAGUUAACAUCGUAGACACAAAUGACAACUGGCCGGAGUUUUCUGAAAGCACUUUUCGAGCAGAAAUAUCCGAAAGCAUUCCUUCUGGAACAGACAUUGUCCAGCUAACUGGUGCUGACGCUGACAAGGAUAAAAGGCUUUUCUAUUCCAUAUUUAACAGUGCAAGCCCUCUAACUCUACAGAAGUUCACAGUGGACUCACUCACGGGUGUCUUGUCAACGCGUCAGACACUGGAUCACGAGGAAGCGAGAAGGCACAUGUUGACUGUUAUGGUCAAAGACAUGGGAGCUCCCGUGAACAAGCGCAACUUUGCAAGGGUCAUAAUCAACGUGUCAGAUCACAAUGAUCAUCCUCCUGAAUUCUUGUCCUCCAUGUUCGAAGGCAAGGUGUACGAGACUGUGGCAAUCGGCACAUCAGUUGUUGACGUUCGAGCGGUAGAUAGAGAUCGAGGACGCAAUGCCCAGAUGACUUUCUCCAUUGUGUCAGGGAACGUUGGUGGUACCUUCAACAUCCAUCCUCAACUGGGCACUCUAACUGUAGCCAAGGAGCUCUCCCAGCAGACACUUCCAGAAUACUUCCUCACUGUUCGCGCCACAGACCAUGGGGAACCGCCUCUCAACGCAACAGUAACAGUCCACAUCAUUGUUACCAUUGCCGAUAAUGCUUCUCCGCGCUUUGAUCCCCCUAAUCGUGCUAUUGAGAUCUAUGAAAAUGAGAAACCUGGAACUUUUAUCUUGUCCCUGACCGUUGUGAGCCGAUCAUCCUUGUAUUUCGAAAUUACAUCCGGUAACAAGGGAAACAGUUUCUCUGUGGACCCCUCUUCUGGCAUUUUGUCAACCAACAGAGCCCUGGACUAUGAGUGGACGCGUUUCUACAACUUGACAGUCACAGCUACAAAUUUGGUGGGGGUGAAUGCUUCUACGCUAGUCCUGGUACACGUGCUCGACAGGAAUGACAAUGCGCCGCGGUUUUUACAAUCUCGCUAUGAUGGUGUAGUGAGCGAAGCAGCUGAGCCGGGAAGUGUGGUCCUCACCGAAGGCAACGCUCCACUCGUGGUGACUGCCGAAGACGAAGAUUCAGAACUUAAUGCUCUACUUACUUUCGAGAUUGUGGAGGUGUGGGCAAGGAAACAGUUCAAGGUGGACCCCAACACAGGUGCACUCAGUAUUGUGACUAAACUAGACAGGGAAGCCGUAUCAUCGUAUUCCUUCACCGUCCAAGUCUCUGACACUGGGCGACCAAAACUGGCAGCUCGAAACCCAGUUCCUAUCCACAUCAAUGUCACCGACGUCAACGAUACACCUCCCCACUUUGAUCAUCAGUACUACAAUGCUACCCUACUACUACCUACUUAUCAGGGGGUGCAGAUAGCCAAAGUCCGUGCCACAGACCCUGACCUCGAAUCACCACUGGGUAUAAAGUACACUCUUGUGACCGGAGAUCAUGAAGGACACUUUGAGGUUCUGCAAGACACUGGAGACGUCCUGGUCAGAAACCCAGAAAACCUUAGAGACCUCUACCGUUUGGUGAUUUCUGCCAACGAUGGCCAGUUUGAAACUGCGACGUUCGUCAUAGUGACCGUCGGACGCUCCGGAGAAGGUGGUCUACGCUUUGCUAGUGAUUCCUACGAAGCUCACAUCUCGGAAAACUCAACUAUGGUCUCGGUGGUCACCAUAGUAACUGUUCUUGGCAGUGCUUUGAACGAGCACAUUUCCUUUCACAUACUGAACCCGAGUGACAAAUUUAAGAUUGGGAGGACAUCAGGAGUAAUCCGGACGACCGGCGUCGCUUUCGACCGUGAACUGGUCGGUAGUUACCGUUUGGUGGUGGAAGCACGGAGUGAUGCCACAGAUCCUCCACGAGUCGCGCACGUUCUCGUCGAAGUUGGUAUUCUGGAUGAGAAUGACAAUGCACCCAUAUUUGUCAACCUUCCAUACUACUCGGUUGUACCUGUCGAGGCAAAAGCUGGAGACCUCGUACGAAAGGUGGAAGCGAUAGAUUUGGAUCUCGGAGAAAAUGGCCACAUUCGGUAUGAACUUAGGGAUGGGCACAACGAGAUGUUCCAUAUCAAUCCUUCCACUGGCGAUAUCACACUCAAACAGCCCCUUGGCAACCAUAACACUGACUACACUCUGGUCGUCAUUGCUAAGGACAAUGGAAUUCCUUCACUGCAAAGCGAAGCGGUCGUACCCAUUAAGGUUGUCAAUCGGGCAAUGCCGGUCUUCCCGCAACAAUUUUACACUGUCAGUGUUCCUGAAAAUCAGCAGCCACAUGUUCCUGUGCUCACAGUGCAGGCUGAUAGCCCAAAGGGGCGUCAGCUUAUCUACAGCAUCGUUUUCGGGAACUCGAAUGAGGAAUUUGCAGUUGACUUCAACACAGACCCAGCCCAUAGUAAUGGCCCAUGUGUGCUUUAUGUGGUCGAGCACCUCGACUAUGAGACAACCCAAAAAUACCAGCUGACGUUGCGAGCCACCGACUCCGUAAAUGGAGCCUUUGCUGAUGUCCUUGUGAGCAUAUCCGUAGAAGACGUCAACGACUUCCCUCCCAUGUUUACGCAGCCUUCCUACAACACAAGCGUUUCUGAGGCAGCACCAUUUGCCACCUCCAUUCUUAAGGUCUAUGCGACAGACCGGGACACUGGCCCGAAUGCCCAGAUCCAGUACAGCCUUCAAGGCAAAGCUCAAGCAACCUUUCACAUCGACCCGUCUGAAGGAACACUGUUCAUCAAAGCUUCCUUAGACCAUGAGACCCAGCCAAUGUACCACCUCGUUGUCAUGGCAACAGACAACGGGUCCCCUGCUGCUUUAAGUUCAACUGCCCACGUGUGGGUCACUGUGAUGGACAUGAACGACAACCCUCCUGCGUUUCAACAUCCUACCUACCAUUGUGCAAUCGGUGAACUUGCGUCCAGAGGACAGUUUGUGACCAGAGUUGCAGCUUCAGAUCCUGACAGUUCAGACAAGGACAAGCUUGUUUACUCUAUAGUAGGUGGGAAUGAAGUGCAAGCAUUUACAAUCAACCGCAAGACAGGUAUAAUCACGCUGUCGAAUCUCCACCAGUUCCCACAGCAGGCAGCAUAUGUACUGAAUGUCUCCACAACGGAUGGUGUAUACUUGAGCCAUGCCAAAGUGAUAGUCACGGUGCUUCCAUCAAAUGAACAUCCACCAGUCUUUACUCACACCAUCUAUGAAGCAGCUCUUCCUGAAAAUGAAUCUCCAGGCCACUUAGUGAUAACAGUUGUGGCCACUGACAUGGAUCGCAGUAAUUUUGGCCGUGUCACCUAUUCAAUCACGAGUGACGAUUGUGCUAGGGACUUUCGCAUUGAUCCUACAACAGGAGAUGUCUUCACAACAAAGUCACUGGACAGAGAAGUGAGACACCUAUACGAGAUCCCUGUCUCUGCAAGAGAUGGUGGUGGUCGCAUCGCCUUCACUGUUGUACGUGUUGCUGUCACUGAUGUCAAUGACAAUGAACCACAGUUCGCAGUGUCAGAGUACCGUGCAAACAUCCCGGCAAACAUCACCGUUGGAACUACUAUCCUUAAGGUGCGUGCAUUUGAUAAAGACCAAGGACUGGGAGGAUCACUUCAAUACGGUAUCCAUGAAAGCAAUGGCCUUACUAACAUCACAUCACUUUUCGAUAUCACACGUGACAGCGGAGAGAUCUAUGUCAAGGCUCUGCUCAGCGGAAAAGAAAACAAUGCGUACCAGUUCUUUGUAAAAGUCAGCGAUCAUGGCAAGCCAAAGGCGCUGGAAAAUGUUGCACCAGUAACUGUGGUUGUGAUGCACCCCAACGAGGUCGCCCCACAAAUGAGACUCACCAACUUCGAUUACUUUCUCCGUGAAAGCGACCCCAUAGGCACUGUCGUCCUAACCCUAAAUGCAUCACAGACCCACCUCAGAAAGGGUCACGACUUCAAACACCAUCUGACCUACAGCUUCGUUGCAGCCCCCAAUGGCUCGGGCCACGAACUAGACUCGUCCCUCUUCAGCUUGGACGAACAAGGACGUAUGAUUCUUGCAGGUACACUCGACCGGGAAACAAAGUCAACUUACUACGUAACUGUUUGUGUGGAAACGGAACUGUCUCUCGUGUCUUUCGUUGACCUCACGGUACACGUCAUGGAUGACAAUGACAAUGCACCCAGCUUCGACACUGCAGGCUACACGACGUCUGUGGCAGAGAACAUCGAAGAAGGUUGCACAGUCGCUAAAAUUACAGCUCACGAUCCGGAUGCGGGGGAAUCGCGCAAGAUUACCUACGAGUUCUAUGAAGGAAAUGAUCCAGCAGCAGACAUUUUUCAAGUGGACUCGCACACAGGGUGGAUUACUACACUAGUCCCGUUGGAUCGCGAGGCGGUCCCAUUCUAUAACUUCACGGUGAUGGCGAGGGAUGAUGGACUUCCACCGAUGUACUCAACCACUUGGGUCUACGUUGAAGUGCUGGACGUGAAUGACAACGCACCGGUUUUCCAGCGGCCACGUUAUGACGCGGCGAUCUAUGAGGAUGCCAUGGCGGGAACGGUGAUUGUGACGUUAGAGACGAAGGAUGCAGAUGUGGAGUCUGGGCCAGUCGACUUCUACAUUGUCAGUGGUGAUCCUGGAGAGCACUUUGGGAUGAGAAAAACUGGAGAAGUUUAUGUCAACAGGGCCCUUGACAGAGAAUCCACAGCUUCCUAUUUUUUAGAAGUUGUCGCAACGGAUGGAGUGUUUGUGGCAAAAACGCAGGUCGCUAUUGAUGUUUUAGACUCAAAUGACAAUCCACCCAUAUGUCUUAAGUCCAAGUACACAGAGCUGGUCUCGGAAAGCAUAGCAGUAAACACCUACAUUCUCAGAAUUGAAGCAACAGAUGCAGAUGAAAAUAGGAAUGCACAAAUGCGUUACCACUUGUCUGGAAAGGGGUCAGAUGACUUUGUUGUGAAUGCAAGUACUGGUGUUCUGAAGACCAGUAAAGCCCUGGACCGCGAACAACAAUCACGCUAUUUGCUGACAGCCCAUGUUCAAGACUGGAGCCAGUGGGAAUGGGAGUGCACAAGCACUGUCGAGAUCCUGCUAAGUGAUGUCAACGACAAUCCUCCUACCUUCACCGAAGAAGCCUAUUCUGUCUCUGUCGCAGAGGAUGUGGAUGUUGGGACCCUGGUCACCAAAGUUCAUGCUACUGAUAAGGACCUGGGCAUGAACCGAAGGGUAAGCUACUCAUUUGUGGACUCUGCACGAGGCCACUUUGGGAUUGACGAGUCCUCAGGAAUUGUGCGACUCAACAAACCUCUGGACCGCGAGGAACGCGCACUGUACAACCUAACGGUCCAGGCACGGGACCACGGCACCCCUGAGCUCUCCUCCUUGGCUACGCUGAUAGUCGCCAUACAGGACGUGAACGACAACCCUCCGGAGUUCUCACGAAAAGUGUAUCACGCCACCGUCUCUGAGGCGGCUAGCAUUGGCUACGAAGUAUUGAGGGUCCACGCCACGAGCCGUGACAGUGGAAUGAAUGCAGAGAUUACUUACUUCCUUAGUGGUGGCAAUGAGAGAGGGCAUUUUACUAUUGAUGCCAAAACAGGGUCAAUUGAAAUUGCAAAUCCUCUGGACUACGAAGUGGUGAAAGAUUACUUCUUGACCGUGCUUGCUAGAGACGGGGGAGUCCCUGCACUGAGUAACCAAGCGACAGUGAACAUAUCUGUGACGGACUAUAACGACAACCCGCCUGUCUUUGGACAGCAAGUCUACAAUGCCAUUGUGCGAGAAGAUGCCAUUAUUGGAGAUCGUAUUAUACAGGUGAUAGCACGCGACGCUGACAGUCCGGCUAAUGCAAUUGUAUCAUAUGCUAUUUUGCAAGGAGACCGACAUAAUCAGUUUCACAUCGAAAAGGAAACUGGAUAUAUUUCAUUGGCUGCUCCACUGGAUCGGGAGGCGAUAUCAAACUAUGUAUUAGAAGUUGAGUGCACGGACAGUGGUACUCCACCACUUGCAUCCAGAAUCUUUGUCAACAUAGAAGCAUCUGACGUGAAUGACAACGUGCCAACAUUUUCAAAAGCAAACUAUAGUGAAGUGGUACAGGAGGGAAAACCAGUUGGAUUCACAGUCGCUAAAUUUACUGUCACCGACGCAGACGCUGCACCUAAUGCUGCACCGUUCACUUUAGAUAUAGUUUCUGGUAAUGACAAUAAUGCGUUCCGUGUUGUUCAACAAGAUGCCACGUUGCGAACAGCUGCCAAAUUGGACCCCAAAAUCAGAACAGAAUAUAAUCUUCGUGUCCGUGUGACAGACUCAGGGACCCCACCACUAUCGUCGGAGAUCUGGGUUCACGUGAAGGUUGUCGAAGAGAGCCAGUUCCACCCCCAAGUUUCGCCUUUGUCUAUCUCUGUCAGUUCAUAUCUCGACGACUUUCCUGGUGGAGUCCUGGGACGCAUUCACGCAUCGGAUAAAGAUCCGUACGACAAGCUCACAUAUGAGUUGGUUUCUCUGCACCAGCACUUAUUUUCGGUCGACCGUGAGGAUGGAACUUUGGUGGCGCUGCCUGGCCUGGAUGUGGGGAAAUACACAGUGAACGUAAGCGUAUCAGACGGGAAAUUUACGACACACGCUGCAGUUUCCGUAGAGGUGGAUCUAGUGAGCGAAGAAGGACUUGCCAAUGCAGUUGGAAUACGAUUGGAUAGUGUCACCCCGGAAGACUUUUUGGUAACUUACAAGAAAGGGUUCCUGAGAGGUCUGAGAUCCUUGUUGAAUGUCCGACUGAAAGACGUGCAAAUCAUCAGCAUACAGCCUGCAGCCGACGUCAAGACAAACGAAAUAGCACGGUCCCGCCGGAGUACUCGACAGGACUUGGAUGUCUUAUUUGCCCUCCGUAAAGGUUCACAUGGUUAUUACUCUGCUAAGCUCAUCACAAAUAAGCUACGAGACAAUGUGCAGGCAAUGGAAACAGCUGUUGGGUUGAAAGUCGUGCAGGUUACUGAGGACCGCUGCACAUCUACUUACUGUGUGCACGGCGAAUGUUUUGAUCACGUGGUGUUGGACAGGACAUACGCUGUGAGUCUGACGACAGACACACUAAGCUUUGUGUCCCCUCAGCACUAUCGUCAAAUCGACUGCCAAUGUACACCAGGGUUUGGUGGUCCAAAGUGUGAGAUGGCAGUGAAUGAGUGUUCCCGAAAGCCAUGUCCUCCUCAAAGGAUAUGUGUGCCAGACUCUUCCACCUUGGGGUACAGCUGUCAGUGUCCAGAUGGCAAGACUGGUCCGUCGUGCAAUAUCAUUGUCACAUGCCAAGAUCCUGAUUGUUAUGAAGAGAAACAUCCUGUCUCUUUUGGGGGGAAAAGCUACGCCCACUAUACAUUGACAAACCCAAUGGACAGACGAAUAACACUGGCGUUGAGGCUACGUACAAUUCAGUCCACGGGUAAUCUCAUGUACUCUGCCGGUGCACGGGAUUAUAGCAUACUGGAGGUUGUGAACGGGUGUGUCCAAUAUCGUUUUGACUGCGGCAGUGGCGAAGGCGUCGUCCGUGUUGGGCAGAAGCGAGUCAGUGAUGGGUCCUGGCACGAGGUCAUGCUCGAAAGACGUGGGAACUUUGCACGACUUUCAAUAGAUCAUCGCUACGAGUCAUCUGGUGCAGCACCAGGUGUUCACGACAUUCUCAACCUCGACGGCAACGAUAUGUUCUUUGGUGCUGAAGUUCGUGUAGCUGGCUACGAUGAUCUCCGAAUGGGAUUUGUCGGAUGUCUAGAUGACGUUCGGGUAGACGGCAUUCUUCUUCCACUUCACGUGUCUGGUGGCAGCACCAUCGCCACUCUACGUCGCUUCGCCAACGUACAGUUCUCCUGCAAGACAUUGUUUGACCCUGGAGUAUGUGGUAGUCAGCCGUGUCAGAAUGGUGGGUCAUGCUUACCAUCAACAGACCAGAAAGGAGACGGGUAUACCUGCACCUGUCUGUCACGUUUCAAGGGUAACAGCUGCCAAAUAGACACAAAUCCCUGCGCUUCUGCUCCAUGCCUGAAUGGUGGCACGUGCCAAAAUGACCCCCACGGAGGCUACAAAUGCAAUUGUCCGCAAAGGCUUAGUGGAAAACGCUGCGAUUACGGGCGAUAUUGCAACCCAAACCCAUGCCAGAAUGAUGGUGUUUGUGAAGAAGGCACAAGGAGUCAUGUGUGCCGCUGUAGGGGAUUUCAGGGAAGCGAGUGUCAGCAUGACGUGGAUGAGUGUGUGCAUGUGCCUUGUGCGAUAGGAGCAACUUGUUUGAAUCUUCCUGGGAGUUUUCAGUGUGUAUGUCCUGCAAAUGCAACAGGUCCACUGUGCUCCAAUAGGUAUACAGCUACGUCUGUGUUCACAUCAGCACUGCCGUCCCCACUGCUUGAGAUAGUGUGGGUAGCAGUGGGGUUGCUUGUGUUGUUCCUACUUGCUGCGUGUGUGGCCUGUUGUUGGAAGAAACGGAGGAAGCAGCGCCUUCCCAAUGAUGGUCGUAACUUUCAUGGGGCCCACCCUUUAGACCAGGGCGUCGGCAACGAAAUGACCCUGAAGAACUGCAUGCUCGGGACCAAGGACAAUGUGAAGCGGAUGAGCAAGGUGAGCAACCUCGACCACCAGCAACACCAGACGGCCUUCACAACACCACCCCUGCCGCCGCGGCCAGCAUCUUACACGCCGAGCAUGCAGCAGGACACCGCACUGAACAACUUCGACACGGUGAGGAGCUACGGGAGCGCUGCCGACGACCUCGAAUCCCGAUAUACAGCAAACGACCUCAAGGCCAACCUAGCAAAAGUAGCGGCACAAGCCGGGCACAAGCAACCGCUCCUGCAGUCAAAUUCUGCAUCCGAUACGACUUCCCUGCAGAAGGCCGUCUGGGACCCCGACAAGGGCAAGAUCUAUGUGGACAAGAUUCCCAACGAUCUGAAAGCUGCUAAGGCUAUGCUUCCUGCCAUGGCACUCAACAAGAACCUUGCCACACCAACAAGGAAAGGUCCUGCUACUUAUGCUGCUGGUCUGGCAUCUGACGAUCUCCCAGCUAGCAACAACAAUGCAGUGACUACGCCAAGAGAAGGAUACACCUGGGAUUAUUCGGACCUUACGACUGAGCAGAAGCCCCUGGCUAACAUCACCGAAGUGCCUGGAAACGAGGUGCAGGAUUCCUCUAGUCUCCAUAGCGCUGACUCCAACAGCCAGAACAGCCAGAUCGACCUCUUGCCCAGCAAUAAGGGCUCAGAGGCUGCCGAGUCAGAGUAUGUUGGUGACUCUGAAACCAACGAGUCAGUUGGCGAACCAGCAGCAUUUCAGGGCUACGACCAGCUGCUGCAAAUAAGUGAGGACGAUGAGGAUGGACCGCCAUCAUCGUUACCUCAUCGUUACGACUGCCACCCUAAUCAGUACCUCCCGUCUCAUUGUUUGAGUAGUGGGACAUCACCAGCAGACGACGAGUCUGAAGACGGAGUUGUUUCAUAUGGCUUCCCAUCUCAAGGUGGUCGUGGUUUCUUAGUUAGUGACGCUGUGUCUCUGGCAACAACAGACAUAGCAUUAUCUUCAAAUCACCCAUCAUGUUCUGACCUGUCCAUGAACAAUGUGUGCGACAUUGAGGACAGUGACGAAGAUGACGACACUGACAGCACUGUGGUACGUAAGCCGCUCACUACGACUGUCGUCUGAGGUGUGCCUUCGAUAUGUAAUUUAUCAGACGAAUUAUGACACUGACUUUAAUUUUAUUCCGUGCGCACCACCUCACACUGAAUGUGAUGUGUGAAUGGUGAGGUGUGGACUAUGCCUGUCUUCCUGUGAAGCACCAGAGACUGUUUUUUGCAACUAUGAGAUGGCUUAUUUAUGUGUUGUGAAACGGACAGAAGUUGUAGAGCUUUAUUUAGCUUGAUGCUCAAGACACAGAUGGUACUGAACAAAGCUGAUAUUACAGAGGAGAAAAUCAUGAUUUUUACGUAAUUCCCUGCUAACCCACUUGAUCUCGGUCCAAACUAUUCAGAAGCUGUUGCCACGAGCGACAUGCUCUAUUUGUCUCUUAUCCACAAGCCCAAGCCUGAUGCAUGUGAACACGAAACGGCAGCUUCCAAUACAGAAUGCUGUCUUGUAAAAGUUAGGACAUUCAGAAAACUCUUGCAUUGGCUUUGUUCAGACCUGUCGUUCCUUGACGCUUUCACUCCAUUUUUGCAAAGAUUUCGUGAAUAAGGUUACCAUUGCUCGACACAUUGUUAGUGAACCUUGAGUGACAUAGUGAUCAUCACAGUUGUUUUUAUGAUGCAGGAAGCCUGAUUUAAUGACUUAAGUUUUCACACAGAAAUCGGUGUAACACAUUUUGCAUUUGCGACCUUCACUUGUGUUACGGAAGUUUUGUAUCCCAGAAACACCAGAUAAUCUGCAUCUGAAAAUAUUUUGAUAUAGGUUUCUAGAGCAUCACUCACUAUGAAACAUUGUACAAAGUUUGGUCAUGAAACAUGUCAUCUACAUGAUUUGUGAGAAUGAUUUUUGCAUAGCAGUGAAAUGUCUUGACUUACAUUGUUCAGACAUUUGAGGAUGAAUGUCCUUUUCCAAUGUUAUAUUAUGUUAUGCAAUAGUGCCAUCCAUAUAUUAAUGUAUUACUUUAUGUACAUCUCAGUCUGUUUUGUGCUGCUUUCGAAAACUGAAAUGUUGAAUUUUGAAGCAGUCGGUUGCACUGAAACAAAACAUUUGUUCCCAUCAAAGAUGAAACAGUUUCUAAAGCUAAUCAUUGAAGAUCAUUUUGUCAAUGAGUAUGCGGUUCCCUUUACAAACUGUAGACAUUUAUAUAAUGAUGGUUAUAUUCACCCCAGAACAAAUUUAAUUUAUUAUUGCAACGUUGUCAACACUGCUUUUGCAGCGAACCAUAAUCGUUAUUACAUUCACUGCCAUGAAAAACAUAUUUCUAAAUUCAUUUGCCCUACAGAUAACAUUCAGUUUGAAUAAUGUUUAUGGUAAAAUAAAUUUGAAGUCACAGAACACUUCCCACCUUCACUAAUCACAUAGUUCCUGUUUCCUAUAUUACAUUCCUAUUCUCAGUAAAUGCAUUUCCAGUGGAGAAACAUGUACAUGCCCACAUUCUUUUGAAAUCUUAUUCCAGACUGUAAUAGUCAUGAUUUUUGUCCAGAUUAAUAGUAUUGCCCUAAUUUUGCCCUACAGAUGACAGACAUUACGAGCAUGACAACAGGGCUUCUAUAUGAUAAAAUCGUAUCAUAACAACAGAAAGGCAGAGCACAAUCCAUGAAAUUCAUUGCCCAAGGUCACACGAUUAGGAGUUCACUAUACACAUUUUAGCAGCGGAAUGAAUUAUUGCAUGAUUUGCCAAAACUCCUGUAAAAAAAAAUCCUGUUUUUGCUUAGCUCUUGUGUUUCCACCAAAAUAAUUUGUAAGAUAAAUUUCAAUAACAGACGCGCAUGCCUUUUGCUUGUGUCCUCGAGCAACAUGUCUCUAGAUGGUAUAUUUUUCACUGGCUUGUUGAUAUUCAAGAUUCAGAUUGUGCCUGUAUGUUAAUUCUUUGUAAUAAUAUGGAUAUCUCAGGACUUCCUUCCGCAAGCGAAUUUAAUUGUUUGCUGAAACUCGAAGUUGCUGGUACAAUGUGUCUGAUAAUUUAUUGGGCCCAUUUUCUCUCUCUACUUUUUUUUUUUAAAUCUGUGUGUCUCACAGCCAAAAUGAUACAAGAGUUGCAGCCCAAAUGCUGCAUAACCCUGUCUGGGAUUUCUGCAUAAGAAGGAAUAGUAUGGAGGCUUCUUUUGUAAUAGUUUCACGGAAUCUAUGCUGCACCACCUGUCUAAUCCUUGUUUGACAACAUGAGGUGUUCCUGCAGGCACCACAAACAGUUCAAUAGUCAAUAGUUCAUAGUGUCAAUUUUUAUAGCUAUUCUUCUUUAUGGAAAGAUUGUAGGUCACCAGAGCAUCCUGGUUUGCAAUUUUCUUAAUGCGGACCUAGUAACCCCUGGAGCGAAGUUGUGCAUUCAUUUUUGCCUGCAAACUUGCCACAAAACUGCCAUGGCAAAAAUCAUCAAAUCCAAAAUUGAAAAAAAAAAAAAAAAAAAAUCUAAUCAUGGCAAAACUGUAAUGAUUUUUGCCACAAGUUAAGCACAAGGCUGCAAAAUGAGCAACUGGUCCCACCUCCCACAUGUAAGAAUGGGCUAGUACAAGCAGGGCCAAAUCUGAACACGUAUUCAGACCACUGGAGGUUUUGGGGCACUUACAUGCGGCUUGCCCAUACUAUUCCUUCUGAAGAGGUCACAUCACAAAAGCCUAGGUUCAUUGUUAAAACUGAACCGUUAGGCAACAUACACACUCAACACUACCUAACAGCACACCUUUCUUAAGAAAUGCCUUGAAACUGUUAGGGUCGCACUGUACAACUAAUGUUAUUCCCUGCAUAGGUCUACACUUGUUUAAAGUGGAAUUUCACUGUACAGCAUCGAAUGCAUCAGGGCAGUUGGAAAUCAAAAUAUGAUACUUUUUGCUUCUGUUGUGAAUACAAGAUGAUUUAUGCUGACAACA